Molecule: messenger RNA, 1764 nt
Organism: Aspergillus lentulus
Lineage: Eukaryota; Fungi; Ascomycota; Eurotiomycetes; Eurotiales; Aspergillaceae
Product: DUF4211 domain-containing protein
Cellular component (GO): nucleus
Source: RefSeq, a predicted model, not a curated record
AUGCCCCGCACUUAUGGCAAAGGGAAACAGACGCGACUUUCUUUCGCUCCACUGUCAUCUUCGCCGCCAGGUUCUGACAGGAGCACGAGAAGUCGGAAUGAUCGUCUAGCUACUCUACGAUAUGAUCAUCCCUACUUACCUUCCCUUCGUCGAAAUCCACUACAAAGGGGCAAGACCCUGACGCGCCGAGAGGAAUCAUCUACCCCGCCAAAGAAAGUCUUAUCAGAGGUGACGCCGUCCUCAGAGCCAGAACAAACCCCUCGGAGACCGAGAGAAGACGAGUCGCCAACACGAUCAACUGCCAAGGACGCAAUUACUGUUGACGAGAGCAGCGAUAGUACUCUGGAGAUUCAGCGCAGCGCGCGCAAAUAUAUGCGGUUACGAUCGGGAAAGCGGAAGAGGUCCCCCUCCUUACCAAAGUCCUCGAAGACUCCUGCGAAUGAACGUCAGGUUCUGGUCUCGGAUGAGAGUGAUGAGGACAUGGUUAUACAGCCUCGCCGAAGGUUAAGACGUGGCGCCGCCGACGCAAGGCCCAUUGUCGUCGAAGAAGAUUCUGAAGAUUCUGAUGAGCCUAUCCGCUCUUCACCAAUCAAGAGACGCAAGCCAAAUAUAAAUUCAGAUGCCCCCGAAACACCGCGGCGAAACUCAGACCAGGAGAGGUUAGAUCUCGAAGAGGAUCUAGAGGUCUUGCAGGACUCUGUUGUAAAGAAUACGCGGACCCGAGGACGUCUAGCCAAUUCGGCAAGAGCUCAACGGCAACGUCAUCUGGAAGCCCUAAGACGCCGAAGGGCUGGUGGGAAAGUGGAGGACGAAGCGGCACUAGAACCAGACGCAGACGCGGAGCACCCGGAUGAAGCAGACCCUGAUGAUGAGCCCGAGAGUGAAGCCGGAAGCCAAGUUCAUCAGCGGCAGUUUCGCCGCCAGGAAGAGAGCGAUGUCGAGUCAUCUAUUGCUGAGGACGAGGACCUCGACCAAUACGAGGACGAUUUCGUAUUGGAGGACGAUAAUGCCGAACUGGGAGUGCCAUCCAGUCUAGAAGAUUUGCCGUUUGAGUUUUCUCGGCAUGCCUACAAACAGCUGAAAGAAUACUUCCAAGACGCUGUUGAAUGGAUGGUAAAUAACAAGAUCAACCCUGCCUUCCCUCGUUCCGACCCGCUGUACGAAGUUGCAUUCAUGAAACUCGAAGACGAGGUCAAAGGACGCACUGGUUCUCAGCUGGUAUCUUCCGUCUGGAACGUCAAAUUUCGCCGAGCACUCCUGGCAAGACCUCAUGUCGAAAUAACUCUAUACCCGAUCACAGACAAUCAUCCCUGUGACGCGUGCAACAGGUCUAAGCAUCCUGCUUCGUUCGAUAUGAAGCUAUAUGGCAAGGCUUAUUCCUUGGAGACACUCGAGCCGUUGUCAGAUGACGAUAGCGACGAGGACGAUGAGGAAGAAGGCGCCGAAAGGGACAGAGACGGUUACAGCUUGCCAGAGGAGGACACGCGGUUCUACCUUGGACGCCAUUGCAAAAACAAAGCCUCGCUAGCGCACACUCUCACCCACUGGCGAUUUCACCUCAAUGAGUGGGUUGUCGACUACCUUGAACGCAUGGGUUACUUAGAGGACGACAAGGUUCUUGAGCGCAGCCAUUGGAGUCAUAAACAAAGGGCCAGGUAUGCUUCAGAGGUGAUGGGCUCAAUGGUCGACAGCGGAGAGGUCAAGAAGCUCUGGCGUGACUUCCAUAUUACCCUGAAAUCAGCGAGAGAGACGACCGUCUGUUGA